Penicillium argentinense is the source of this 2583-nucleotide messenger RNA. RefSeq lists its product as uncharacterized. The record is from RefSeq and is a predicted model, not a curated record. NCBI's taxonomy places the organism in Eukaryota, Fungi, Ascomycota, Eurotiomycetes, Eurotiales, Aspergillaceae. Bases 1 to 2583 code for a protein of 860 amino acids. Gene Ontology annotation, molecular function: ATP binding; ATP hydrolysis activity. The transcript has 3 exons.
AUGGGGAGUGUAGUAGACUCGAGUGUCCGCAUGCAGCACCCACCCGGCCGACGACGUCACGCGAAAACUCCUCCGCCUCGGCGGGAGAUCAUCGCCCUCUCCUUCUCCCCGCCAACAACCUGCAGUGAAAUGGGUGCGGGCCUGUGUUUUCCCAAUGAUGCGCCCACGGCCCGCGUCUUCCCUACAGAAGACAACAAUGAGGAGGAAGCAUUGAGAUCCUGGCGGUCUGCCCUUGAAACGAUAUAUCGUCACAAUGCUCGCCGUGUGCCGUCGAAUUACACCCCCAAAUCCGAAACCGAGAAAGCCCUGCAGGAUUCCAUCCGUGCGCUGGAGGUCCAAUGCCGCGAGCGAGUCGAUCUGCUAGCAGCCCUGCGUGAGAGUCGGAAGGAGUCCGCCGAGGCUAACGGCACGAAGGAGCCUGCAACACUUACAAAGGGUAAAUCCCCAGCCACAGCGCCCGCGCCGCCGUCGUCUAAUCCUCCAGGCUGGAUCGGAGACGGUACCAUUCCCGCCGUCGGCUACACGGAUCUCUCGAAGCCAGCCACCAUACCUGGACGACCUGCUCCUCCGCCGAUAGCGAGACAGAACUCCGACACCCUCCAAGCCUACGAUGACCCCGUUCCCUCGGGCCUGUCGCCAUCCGGCUCGCCUGCCCUCCGUAUGAACUCGAAUUCUUCAGACAAAACGAAGUCUCGCGGAUCUAGUCCUGAACGGCGGAAAGUGAUGUUGACGACGCUGCGCAAUAAGGAUGGCAAGAAGAAUGGAAAGAAAGCCAAGGUGGCGCCUAAGCGCAAGGAGACCCGGCCGGCCGCCUCCAAAGCAGCAGGCCUGGCAUGGGGCAGUCUCUACCGGUCGCCGUCGACUGAUAAGCGCACGAACGAUGCUGCAGUGGCUUCGUCUCGCAGCCUUGUCAACAAUGACCCGAGCUUUCGUCGUGACCCUGAUCCGAGAUCCAGUUCGGGGGAAGAGCCUUCCUCGGUGAGACCUCGGCCGCAGAAGAAAGAUUCAUCUACAGACCGGAUUCCCGCCGCACACUGGCGAGGGCCUAUGCAUUCAUCUCCUCCACGAUCUUCUCCUCGGCCUACUUCACAGACAAUUCCGCGCCAGCUCCAGCCUGGCUCUGAUAUUCGCCGGGCUCCUCAAUCUUCGGCACCGGCGCCUGUUGUUAUGCCGGGCCCAAAGGAUUACGCAAGCCCAUCUUCGCCCGUGCCAAAACCAUCUAUCAAACCCAAACCUGUGGCACUGAGGUCGUCACUUCCGCCUCCGCCGCGCGUAACUCCUGUUACCAAAUCUGAGGGCAAUUCUCGUCCAGACACGCCUCGUCAGGACCGCGAGGCAAAUGUUUCUGGUAGCAAACCUCGAACAAAAUCUGCCCCGAGAACGACAAAGAUUGGCCAAGCAUCCUAUAUGUCACCAUCCUCAGGUAGUGAUGAUAUCCAACAUGGUGUCAACCGAAUGUCAAUUUCUGGGGCGAACGGUAACAGUGCGGUUCGACGGAAGCCACCGCCCGUAAAGCGGCGAGAGACGCCGCCAUCAAGCGAUCAAGAGUCUUGGGGACGGCGUUCUUCAGUGGACGAGGCCGAAGAUGAAGAGGAAGAUCAGGAGAAUCAGGAUGUGGUGAGGAUUAUGAACAAUCUCCCCAAGGGCGUUGAUCCUCAGUCGGCGCGCCAGAUCCUGAACGAUAUUGUCGUACGUGGAGAUGAAGUACACUGGGACGAUAUCGCAGGGUUGGAGACAGCAAAGAAAGCACUGAAAGAAGCCGUGGUGUAUCCAUUCCUCCGGCCUGACCUUUUCUCGGGUCUGCGCGAACCUGCUCGGGGCAUGCUUUUAUUCGGUCCUCCGGGUACAGGCAAAACCAUGCUUGCUCGAGCAGUAGCCACCGAAUCCAAAUCGACCUUCUUCUCUGUUUCCGCGUCAAGCUUGACAUCCAAGUGGCAUGGAGAAAGCGAGAAGCUUGUGCGAGCCCUGUUCGGGUUGGCCAAAGCCCUUGCGCCUUCUAUUAUAUUCGUUGACGAAAUCGACUCCCUGUUGUCGGCACGGUCAUCGGGUUCUGAGCAUGAGGCCUCACGCCGUUCGAAGACGGAAUUCUUGGUGCAGUGGUCCGACCUUCAGCGCGCUGCUGCUGGCCGCGAGCAGUCAGCUCGAGACAAGAAAGAGGGCGAUGCUACACGUGUGCUUGUAUUGGCAGCCACUAAUAUGCCCUGGGACAUUGACGAAGCUGCGCGCCGUCGUUUCGUUCGCCGUCAGUACAUCCCAUUGCCUGAGCACCAUGUUCGUGAGCAACAGCUGCGCACGCUUCUCGGCCACCAGCACCACGAACUGAGUAGUGAAGAUAUUGAGGUUCUAGUCCAUGUAACUGAAGGCUUCUCCGGCUCAGAUAUAACGGCUCUUGCAAAAGACGCUGCCAUGGGCCCCCUCCGCAAUCUCGGGGAAGCUCUCCUCCACACGCCCAUGGACCAGAUUCGCCCAAUCAAGUUCCAAGACUUUGAAUCUAGUCUGUACUCUAUCCGGCCUAGUGUCUCGUCUGAUGGCCUCCGCAGGUAUGAAGAGUGGGCGAAGGAGUUUGGUGAGAGAGGCGGCUAA